CAGCUCCAAAACUAACCUACAAAAAAUGUUUACAUUUUGAAUCGUAAAAGAAGUGAAUUAUCGCUCGGAUUUGUCGAUAAAUUCGCGAGACAAAAACACAAUCUCACAGAGAUUUUUCGAAUUUUGUGCUAGAAGUGUGUUCCAGUUUUUCCUUCUUCCAAAGAGCAUCUUUUUGGGGGUGGGUUAUGUGAAAAUGAGCAUAUAUAGAGGCAGGACCAUUAAUGAGAUUUAUCUGGCUUCAAGACUCUACGACGCAAUUGAAGACUGCGAUUUGAGUUCUGUGAAAACCCUGUUAUCAAGAGGCGCCGACCCGAAUUUAAUCCUCCCCAAAGUGAAAAUCUCCCCAUUUCACUUAAUCAUCGGAAACGAUUCGCAAGAUUUCGCAUCGACAGUCGUCAGUCUCCUCCUCCAAAACGGGGGAAACCCCAAUAUUCGUGCCGAUGACGGUCUAACCCCCGUACACAUAGCGGCCGCUUGGGGCCGCUAUGACAUCCUCAAACUCCUCUUGGACUGCGGGGGAGACCCCGAAAUUCGAGAUUGCAACAACAAGACUGCUCUUCAUUACGCCCUAGAUGAGGGAUUCACCGAAUGCUACACUUUGCUCAAGUCUUACGUCACUGAUAAGGCCGGUGUUUUAUUCAAGGAGAAAGAAGACUGCAAAAAUUAUAACUUGAAAUUGGAUAAGAUAGUCGUCAACAAUGGUAGUACAAUCGGGGAGUACGAACUCAUCAAUGAGUCCAAACCUGCCAACAGUAUUAAUAAAAAUUCCCCUAAAUUGGACGAACUCCCCCAAGCCGACUCAAAGGAGUACAUAAUCAAUUGGUUCAAUAGCCACGUCCAAACCUCCCCCACUCCAACCCCUCCCACUACCGGAAGCACUUCCGGUUAUGACGACGACACCGAUUCGUUCAAAGAAUCCGACGAGGAGCGUUACAAUCACUUAAACAAUCGCAAUAUCGCUUUCCGGAAGGUUUACCGGAAGAAAUCCCCCAAAAAAAUCCCACUCAACAUCACCGGAGUUACAACAAUAGACGCCACUAGUGAUUACGUCUCAGGUACUUCCCCUGAGAUCCUCGAACGCAAUAUUUUCGAUUUUGAGGAGAAUAAAAGUCAGAUUAGUGUUUUGACCAAGUCGGAGGGGAUUAGUAGUGAGGAUUUGAGUUUUGUGAGCGUUUCUGAGGUUUAUAAGUACGUGGAUGAGGCCGAAGGGAUUGUUUUGUACGAGAGGAGGUUUUUGAAGUCGCCUGUGAGUGAUGGGAGUGUCAAGUCGUUUGUUUCCUCCAGGGAUUCAUUCCCGGAAACAAUUGAUUUUGAGGAUUAUGAUCCCGAGGCGAUUAGGAGGGAAUUGACGUGUUUGGGGUACAAUCCCGGGCCCAUUACGGUCACCACAAGGAGGGUCUAUUUGAAGAAGUUGAAACAGUUGAAGAAAGUACCACCAGUGGCCAAUCCGGUUGAUAAUAAGGCAGUUGCAAGAGUUUACUCCUCCGAGUUGGAGAAAACCCUGAAAAACCCCGACUGGUUGAAAAACAUCUCCUUGUACAAAACCCUCGACGAGGCCUUCACUCGGCAAUUCUCGGCCCCCGACCCUUCGAAAAAGUGGCGCGAGGGCACCAACAAGUCCUCCUUCACCUACCUGCUCCUCGACCCGCGCAUCACCAACAAUCUCCCCCUGAGGGCGGAGUCCCUCAAGCCCCGCGAAGUGUGGGAGACGUUCCUCGCGUCGGUGUUCUACGUGGGGAAGGGCAAGAGGGCGCGCCCCUACGACCAUCUCUACGACGCCGUGAAUCUGUGGAAUGGGGGCCAGAGGGGCGCCGAGUGUCGCAAAUUGGGGAAGAUCCUCGAUAUCUGGAGGGAUAAUUGCGGGGUGGUGUGUUUGCACCUCUUCCAGAAUAGCAUCCCCGUGGAGGCCUACACCAGGGAGGCGGCGAUGAUCGACGCGAUCAAAAUCGAGAAUUUGUGUAAUGUGAAUCGGGGGAACUUCUAUGGGGUGGUGGCGACCUGGGGGCAGAGGGAGAAAGACAAGUUUGGGGUUUUUCUACUCUACAAGGCAAUGGUGAUUUUUCUCAAUGAGGGGGAGAGGCAAUUGUGUCCCGCGGAUAUUAAUUAGGGUUGUCAGUUUUUUGACUAGUAUUUUUCAGUAUUUGACGAAAAUCACUUGUUUGACACUUUUUUUUCUACUAUUUGUUUUAUUUAUAUCAUUUUUUGUCUAGUCUAAUAGGAAAUAUCUUGCCCAAAUAAAAUUUUACUAUUUUACUUUGUCUUAAGUUUUUUUUUUAAAUAAAUUUACACAUGUUAAUAAAGUUUCUAUAUUGAUAAA
Messenger RNA from Tribolium madens (black flour beetle), 2317 nucleotides. Its product is annotated as ankyrin repeat and LEM domain-containing protein 1-like. Bases 194 to 2107 code for a protein of 637 amino acids. The record is from RefSeq and is a predicted model, not a curated record. The transcript has 5 exons. Gene Ontology annotation, molecular function: protein binding; endonuclease activity. NCBI's taxonomy places the organism in Eukaryota, Metazoa, Arthropoda, Insecta, Coleoptera, Tenebrionidae.